Messenger RNA from Prosopis cineraria, 1602 nucleotides. Its product is annotated as putative methylesterase 12, chloroplastic. Gene Ontology annotation, molecular function: methyl jasmonate esterase activity; methyl salicylate esterase activity; methyl indole-3-acetate esterase activity. The record is from RefSeq and is a predicted model, not a curated record. NCBI's taxonomy places the organism in Eukaryota, Viridiplantae, Streptophyta, Magnoliopsida, Fabales, Fabaceae. Gene Ontology annotation, biological process: salicylic acid metabolic process; jasmonic acid metabolic process.
AGGUGUUAACCACAAAAUCAAUGAUCCACAAGACAAGGUUACCAGUAGAUGAAAACGAUAGAGAUAUAAAGAGCGCAUCAUGACGUUGUGGAUAGAUUUGAUAAGCAUUUAAUAUUCGCCAAAAUCAUCUUUAGACCAGCUGAGGAAAAAGACAAAGAGCAAAGAAAGAUUCUGGGCAAUUUUAGCUGUAGAAGAAGAAGAGACGCAAUGCAAUGGGGUGCCUUCGCUUUCCACAAGCUUUUCAGGUCUUCAAAAUCUUAGCUUCAGAUUUCGCUGCGAAGUUACUCCUGGAUUCAACAACAUAGGUUGCAAAUAUGGGUAAUCGAUUUAUUUGCAUGACGAAGAAACAUGCCAAAGAUGCGGGAUCCAGAAGCAAGAGAAUGAGUCGAUCACAGAGGAAGCUGUUGGCUGAGGAAGAGUAUUUGCAUCGCCACGCUCUGUCUAUGGCACUUCAACAGCAUCAAUUGUCUCAGAGGUUUGAAGGGUCAAUGUCGCGAAUUGGAUCCACAAGCUCUCGAAGACGCAAUCUUCCCGAUUCGGUCACCAAUAAUAAACAGGAUCCGGAAAUUCUGGAGAACAUAAAAAUAAAGAAAUUUGUUUUAAUCCAUGGAGAAGGUUUUGGUGCUUGGUGUUGGUACAAGACUGUAGCCCUUCUUGAAGAAACAGGAUUGUUUCCAGUAGCACUUGAUCUCAAGGGUUCUGGAAUUGAUCUUACAGAUAUUAACAAGGUUACUACAUUGGCAGAGUAUUCAAAAUCUUUAGCUGAUUAUCUUGAAAACCUUCCUGAGGAUGAAAAGGUCAUUCUUGUUGGUCAUAGCAUUGGUGGUGCUUGCAUUUCUUACGCAAUGGAACACUACUCACAGAAGAUCUCGAAAGCAAUUUUCCUCUGUGCUACGAUGGUGACUGAUGGCCAAAAGCCAUUUGAUGUUUUUGCUGAUCAGCUUGGAUCUGCUGAACGAUUUAUGCAAGAAUCAAAGUUUUUGAUCCAUGGGAGUGGAAAAGAAAAGCCCCCAACAGGAUUUAUGUUUGAGAAAGAGCUGAUGAAAGGGUUAUAUUUUAACCAAUCCCCAACUAAGGAUGUUGCAUUGGCCAUGGCUUCCAUGAGACCUAGUCCACUUGGUCCACUCAUGGAGAAGCUGUGUUUGUCACCAGAGAAAUACGGUUCGGGCCGGCGGUUUUAUGUUCAAACACUGGAUGAUCACGCGCUUUCACCAGAUGUUCAAGAGAAGCUAGUUAGGGAAAACCCCCCAGAAGGAGUCUUCAAAAUCAAAGGCAGUGACCACUGUCCAUUCUUCUCUAAGCCACAAUCCCUCCACAAAAUUUUGGUGGAAAUAGCUCAAAUUCCUUAGAGUAAUGUUCAAAACAUGUUACUUGCACUCCUAUAUGUACAUUACAUGGCUCUGCAUAUUCACUAUUAUAUUUGUAUUUAGUACACGGAAGCUCAACUGGGUGUUGUAUUUUUAUUUAUUUAUUUAUUUUUAUCUUCAAAUAGAAUACAGGAAGGAGGAUGAAUUUGUUUCUUGGUUAAAAGGCCCCGGAUUCAUCUUUUUAUUGUUAGUUGACUACAUGGCUCUGCAUAAUGUGAAUAGUAAUCGUUGUUCC